Messenger RNA from Helianthus annuus (common sunflower), 2543 nucleotides. RefSeq names its product TBC1 domain family member 15. Gene Ontology annotation, biological process: activation of GTPase activity. The transcript has 5 exons. Bases 740 to 2305 code for a protein of 521 amino acids. Gene Ontology annotation, molecular function: GTPase activator activity. The record is from RefSeq and is a predicted model, not a curated record. Lineage: Eukaryota; Viridiplantae; Streptophyta; Magnoliopsida; Asterales; Asteraceae.
CUAAUAAAGGCAAAAGUUCGAUAACUACUACCAUUUGAUAACACACACAAAUAUGCCUUAUUAUCUCUCUCUAGUGUGUCACUUUCGGUGUGUGAGAGAGAAACCAGAUAUGUAAUCGUCAUCAUCAUCUUCAUUGAUCAACGAUACUUAAUCAGAUUCGAGUAUUUUGCAGUAGAAUUAAAUAAUUAAUCAAUUCAACAUAAACAACACAAAUUAAAGCACUCAGAAAGGGGACCAGAGUAGGUGUUUAAAGAGGUUAUGGUGUGGAGAAAAUUAGGGCUAACAACAACAACAAUAAGGAGGAAGAACAGCAAGGUUAAUGUUGUAAUUUCACUUCUUCUGGUGCUGAUUUGCUCAUUGAUGUUUGAUUUAUUCUCCGGUGGUGAUGCUCGUCGGAGAAGUUACGGUUUCGUUGACGGAAAGAGCGACGGAGGUGUAGGUGUGGUUUUUUGGAUGACCGGCGGCGGCGUUGGUGGUGGUAGCGGUGGUGGUUAUGGUUAUGGAUCUCAAUCUAACGCCGGAAUAGCUAUUGCCGUCACGGUGAUGGCUGGACUCGCUGUGGCUGCUACUCUCGUUUACUCUAAUAGGUAAAACAAAAACAAAAACACAUUCAGAUUCAAAAUCGGAUUAUUGAUAGAUCGGUUGAAUUUGAAACCCUAAGUUUGUGAUUUGAGUAUCUAGGGCUCGUAUAGGUUGUUAUAGAUAUAGUUAGGUAUAGAUUUAGUUAAAAACUGGAAAGAUGUUGGCGUCACGGCCUAAACAACAUGUAUUGAGAGUACUCCGGCGGAGUCACACUUCGUCUUCACCGGAUUCGUCUUCUCCGACGCCGUCGUCGUCUCCGUCGUCGUCGUGGAUUCAUUUGCGAUCGGUUUUAUUAGUCGUUGCUUCUUCGUCGUCAUCAUCAUCAUCAUCGUCCUCGCCAAUUUCUACAAAUAGGGGUCAUCUGCAAUCACCUUGGUCGAGAAAGAGAAGAAAACAUGCUGUUCAGCCGAAACAAUGGAGAAGCUUAUUUGAUGAAGAUGGAAGACUAUGUGACGGUGGAGUGAAAUUCUUGAAGAAAGUUAGAAGUGGGGGUGUUCAUCCUAGCUUAAGAGCAGAAGUUUGGACAUUUCUUCUUGGAGUCUAUGAUCUUAAAAGUUCGAAAGAAGAACGAGAUGCCGUGAAAACUAAAAAUAGGAAAGAGUAUGAGAAGCUUAGGAAACAGUGUCAAGAAACUUACAAAUUACGUGAAAAAACCACCGAGAUAAACAAAAUCUGUGAAAGCGACAGCAAGGACGACUGCACAGAUGGUGGUGAAGUUAUUGACCAGUCUAGUCCUGAGAAUCAAACAGACAGCGUUAAACUGGAUGAAGUUGGUGACGGAAACGAAAUCGCUUGCAAAAGCGAAAGUGAGUCGUCUGAUUCCGACUCAUCUGAAGAAUGUGAUGGCACGGGCCCCGAAAAAACCACACAAGAAUCCGAUACUACUUCCUCAAACACGGAAGGUAAAACCAUAAAUCCACACAAGUCAGAAAGUUUCGCCACAUGGCAGCGAAUCAUUCGCCUGGACGCCAUCCGUGCAAACGACGAAUGGAUCGUUUACACACCGUCUCAAGCAGCAGUGGAUUCCGCUAAAGCACACGAGUUAGCCGAGAGUGUAUGCCUCAAGGACUACACUCAUCUGGAAGCGUGUAGAAUCUUCCACGCUGCACGUUUAGUUUCAAUUCUAGAAGCAUACGCUUUGUACGACUCGGAAAUCGGUUACUGUCAAGGAAUGAGCGAUUUACUUUCGCCGAUUAUUUCAGUUGUAGAAGACGACAGUGAAGCCUUCUGGUGUUUCGUCGGUUUCAUGAAAAAAGCCCGCCAUAAUUUCCGACUCGAUGAGGUGGGGAUCAGGCGGCAGUUGAACAUAGUGUCAAAGAUCAUCAAGGGGAAAGACUCGCAUCUAUACCGCCACCUGGAGGAGAUGCAGGCGGAGGAUUGUUUCUUUGUGUACAGAAUGGUGGUGGUUCUGUUCAGAAGAGAGCUCAACUUCGAACAAACAUUGUGUCUGUGGGAGGUGAUGUGGGCGGAUCAGACCGCCAUUAGAGCGGGGAUUACAAAAUCGGGUUGGGGGAAGAUGAGGCUGCGGGCCCCACCGACGGAUGACCUGUUGCUGUAUGCAAUAGCGGCGUGUGUAUUACAACGGAGGAAGCAAAUUAUAGAGAAGUAUAGCAGCAUGGAUGAGAUAUUGAGAGAGUGUAAUAGCAUGGCUGGACAUUUGGAUGUUUGGAAGCUUCUAGAUGAUGCACAUGAUUUGGUUGUAACCCUCCAUGACAAGAUUUAGGAGCGGUUAGUUGGUUAUCUUUAUUUUUUAUUUCUUACUGUUUUUCGUUAUCUAUUUUUAAUUUACGUUUCACCCCCUUCCACUUGCAUCUACAUCUCGUUUCAAUAAGUUACUUGAACUUCUGUCUUUUCUGUGCCCGCACUCUGUCGAGUGAUGGUGGCUUGUUUCUAAAACAUGUCGGCUCUUGUCUUAAUGUCGAGAAAUUAGAAAAAAAAUACGUUUACAUGUGUUUUUGUUA